Messenger RNA from Westerdykella ornata, 830 nucleotides. RefSeq lists its product as uncharacterized. NCBI's taxonomy places the organism in Eukaryota, Fungi, Ascomycota, Dothideomycetes, Pleosporales, Sporormiaceae. The record is from RefSeq and is a predicted model, not a curated record. Bases 77 to 610 code for a protein of 177 amino acids. The transcript has a single exon.
UGAGAGCAACAGGAAUAGCAAGCAUAGAUACAGCAGAACCCCCCCUUCGCCUACUGCCACUCUCGUGUUAUUAUCUAUGCACGGAUUGGAUCCCGCAUCUGCAGGCAUAGUCAUCUCCAUAAGCUGCAACGGGUCAGGCCAGCUUGGAGAGGCCAGAAGAGGCCGAGCUGCAGCACCACCAGCACCACCACAGCAAUUCCCCUCACCCCUCACACGAAGCUGUGCAAGGUUGCUGCAGCUUUGUGGCGGCCGGCGCAAAGACAAGACGACGGUCCAGAAUCCGGUGCAAGGCGACUGGGCCGCCAAGUCUGUCUGCCCGCAUCGCUUUCCAAGAUUCCACUUCAUCCACACGAGUGACACGAGUGACACGGUACACCGCGUCCGCUUCAUGGUCACACAGGUGCCCCUCGUCCAUAACCGUCCUGCAAGCCCCGAUAUUGCAUGCCAUCUGACGGCGGGACGCCCGAUGCGUCUCUCCGCCUCCAGCAGCACCACUACUGACAGCUUUGGGAAGACAUGUCACGCCAGGCACCAUAGAAACCCGCCCUCACCAUCUGUCUGUCCAGAAAACUGUGCCGCUGAGCUAAAACCCAGAGGAUGCGCGUGCUGACCAGCUGAUGAUGCUGAAAUGGCUUGCAAUAUUCCACGCAUGGCUCACUCUGUCGUCCGCGUAAUCCGCCAACACAAGAACUCCUCUCCAGUGAAAUUUCGUACACCUCGCAGUGUCCCCUUCAUUCCAGACACUGUUUCCGAUUAUUCGGAGACGUGAGGCAAGGAGCACCGCAACAACUCUGCACUAUUUGCUGCUCUCUGUUGACCAGCUGCGGUUA